Aspergillus chevalieri is the source of this 1422-nucleotide messenger RNA. It is a transcript of the gene CDC55, whose product is annotated as protein phosphatase 2A regulatory subunit CDC55. Gene Ontology annotation, cellular component: cytosol; protein phosphatase type 2A complex. Gene Ontology annotation, molecular function: protein phosphatase regulator activity; protein binding. Bases 1 to 1422 code for a protein of 473 amino acids. Gene Ontology annotation, biological process: peptidyl-serine dephosphorylation. The transcript is spliced from 6 exons. The record is from RefSeq and is a predicted model, not a curated record. Lineage: Eukaryota; Fungi; Ascomycota; Eurotiomycetes; Eurotiales; Aspergillaceae.
AUGGUAGACAGAGACCCGAAUUCGCCUACUUGGAAGUUCACACAAUGCUUUGGUGAUAAGGGUGAUGUGGAAGAUAUCACAGAAGCGGACAUUAUCUCAACCGUCGAAUUUGAUCAUACCGGUAACUAUCUGGCCACGGGAGAUAAGGGUGGAAGAGUGGUGCUGUUUGAAAGAAAUGAAACGAAAAAAACCUGCGAAUAUAAGUUCCACACCGAGUUUCAAUCGCACGAGCCCGAGUUCGACUACCUCAAAUCGUUAGAAAUCGAAGAGAAGAUCAACAAGAUCAAGUGGUGCAGACGGCAAAAUGCUUCCCACUAUCUCCUUUCGACAAAUGACAAAACCAUUAAGCUAUGGAAGGUCUUCGAUAAGUCGCUCAAGGUCGUCGCCGAGAACAACCUGUCGAAUGAACUCACGCCCGCGGGCGCUGUGUCUGGUGGAGGGGCGCCUCGCCCACCUCGUAUACCGUUCAAAGACUCGUCAUCACUGAAGCUUCCCCGGAUGACACACCACGAUACCGUUGUCGCCGCCGUACCGCGGAGGACAUAUGCAAACGCCCAUGCAUACCACAUCAACAGCAUCUCCGUCAACAGUGACGGAGAGACCUUCAUAAGCAGCGAUGAUCUCCGGAUUAACCUCUGGAACCUCAACAUCCAGGACCAGAGUUUCAACAUUGUCGAUAUCAAGCCGGCCAACAUGGAAGAACUCACCGAAGUUAUCACCGCGGCCGAAUUCCACCCUACCAGUUGUAACUGGUUUAUGUAUGCUAGCUCGAAGGGAACGAUCAAGUUGGCGGAUAUGCGCCAGCGGGCAUUGUGUGAUGAGCACUCUAAGCUAUUUGAACAAGAGGAAGACGCCUCGUCCCGCUCAUUCUUCUCCGAAAUUAUCUCGUCAAUCUCCGAUGUCCGCUUCUCGAAUGACGGCCGAUACAUUGUUUCCCGAGAUUAUCUGACGGUUAAGGUUUGGGAUGUCAACAUGGAAAGGCAACCGGUGAAGACCAUUCCUAUCCACGAACACCUCCGGCCGCGUCUGUGCGACACGUACGAAAACGACAGUAUCUUCGAUAAAUUCGAGGUCGUCUUCUCGGGCGAUGCGGAGAACGUCAUGACCGGAAGCUACAACAACAACUUCAUGAUCUACCCUACCGACCAGAACAAAGACACCGAGAUUGUGUUGCAGGCCGACAAGUCUGCGUUCAAGGCGAAGAAGGUUGGCGUGCCCACACCUAUGAACCGGGGCGCCAACGGGAAAAAGAACGGGUCCAGAUCGGGUAGCCCUGUUGGUCCCGGCAGCCGGAUGAGGAAGGAGACCGAUGCGGAUCAGAUUGAUUUCAACAAGAAGAUCCUUCACAUGAGCUGGCAUCCGUACGAAGACAGCAUUGCCAUUGCUGCUACGAACAACCUCUUCGUCUUUUCUGCGCUGUAG